Messenger RNA from Drosophila eugracilis, 588 nucleotides. RefSeq lists its product as uncharacterized. The transcript has 2 exons. NCBI's taxonomy places the organism in Eukaryota, Metazoa, Arthropoda, Insecta, Diptera, Drosophilidae. The coding region runs from base 1 to 588 and encodes 195 amino acids. The record is from RefSeq and is a predicted model, not a curated record.
AUGUCAGCUAAAAAUGCUGCCUGUGAAAAAGCGUGGCGCGACUUCAUCAUUGCAAAGAUGACGCCCAAGCCUCCCAGACUUCAAGCAAGAAAAGGUGAAAACGAAGAAGAAGCCAUGGAAACCAACGAGGAAGAUGUUGACGGGCCGGAGGAUGAUCUGCCUAUGCUAAAUCUGGCGUCUUUUGCCAUUUACAAAUUGUUUGCCGAGUGGCAGCGCGAAGGCUAUGUCGUUCCCGAGAUGCAUCCAUCGGUCAAUGCUGCUCCUCCAGCGAGAGGGGAAACGGCACCAUCUGUUCCCGCGAUGCCGAAGGAGCCUAAAAAACCGCUUGUGCGCACCGAGUUACCCUCCGGCUGGGAAACCAUGCACCCAGCUACCAUUCUUUGCAUUAUGCGCCCUGGGCUCAUUUACGUGGACCACGGAGCCUCUGGGGAUAAGCCCAAUGUAUUGCAACAUCUUGGAAUAAUUGUGGAUAACCAAGAGUUCACCGCUAACGGGAGAUCCAAGAAGAUAGCCCGUCGCAGUGUAGCCGUGAAAGUGUGCAACACUUUGUUCGGAACAAACUUCACGUAUAGUGACAUUUCAUCUUAA